UUUAUAUUUGCAUAGAAAUCGACGACGUCGUCUGGUAUCCAUUACGUGGCUGAGCAGAAGCGUCGUGUCAUCGUCCCCUUCUCUCCCUCUCUCGACUGCCAUGCCGAUCGAGUAGAGCUCUCUCUCCUCGAAGAGAAAUCAGGACCUUCUGAAAGUGAGGUUUGCAGUGCAGUUCAGUGAAUUGUGCAACCAUCUUCAGUCUAUAGAAGCCUUCUUGUAGAGAGGCGAGCUAAAGCUGCCUGGUAAGCUGUAUGGGACUGGUUGCUACCUGAUGAUCUAUACUGCUAAAUGGAACUGUAAAUGAGAGUGGACUACUUUUCUUCUGCUUAUCAUGUCAGACUGUCCUCAAAAACAUGUGUUGAGUGAUGGAAAAGCUAGGGCAUUGAUGGCACACCAGGUGCAAGCAAGCUGUGAUCAAGCAUGCCAAGUUCAUGAACACGGUGCUACUCAUAGUGAGAGAAAGGAACAAGGUAAUGAUGAUAGGAAGGGGCAGACUGCUAUUCAGAUCUCUGUGUCUAAAAAAGCUGAAAGGUUAGACGUAGACAAGGGCCUCACUAAUAUUUCUGAAUACAAGAAAAUAAGGAGAUAUGGACCAGUGGGGUUAGAGCUGGCACCUGAUUUUGUCCAAUCUGGAAAAGAAUUGUUAAAUCAGAGCAGAAGAGUCGGGAUCACAAAUGAGUUUCCCAUGGGAAACUCAGGAAACUUGCUCUUUCCCGAUGUGAAAGCAGAACAGUCAGACUCCCUGUAUAUUUGCAAGCUAUCAGGAUUUCCUGCAUAUCAGGACAACUGCGUUGCUUCUUCGUUUCCUUACUUUGGAAACACAAGAUCAGAACAACAACACUUUCCAAAGUUCAACUUCAGUCAAAAACUGGAGAAUAUUUUGCCUCCAUACAUGGAGUUGCCCAUCUUCAACAGACAUCCUUUUAGGCAUCAAAUUGCUGUAAAAUCAGGAUACAAUGCCAUCAAUGUAGGCUCAAGUAACUCAAAUUUACUACUAACAGAAUUGGCAUUGCCUCCAACUGAAAUUCGUUUCCAAGUAGAAGGUACAGUACAAAGACUGGAACAGCAGAAACAACCAUACGAUUCUCCUGACAAGAAAGUUUUGUCUGUUCAGACCUUCAAGGAUGAUUUAACAGGUUCAACUUCCAAUUCUGUACCAUGUGGAUUUAAAUCCAGGGGACUAAAUAUAAGGUCACAUGCAAGACAAAAAGAUGAGAAGGAUCAACCUAGCUUUGGGUUAGCAUGCAAAGAACCUGUUGCAAAUACCCGUUUUACUCUUACCGAAGAUGAACACCAUAACUGUCACAGCUGCUAUACUUUCGUGGCCUCCGAUGAAAUGGAUAAAGGACUGAUUGCUAAAGCUUCUCGAAAUCCAAGUGCGAGGAAGAAGGAUGGGGUCCUGAAACUGAAUGACAAUUCUUUAACAGAUGAUUUUCAUCUCCCAGUCCUUGUUGGAGAACAGGGAAGAGGAAUAAAAAACGUCAUCAGCAGAUUGCCACUGAGCCACAGCAGCACACCUGCACAUCACUUGCUACGAAGAAUGCCAUCGGGCUCUCUCCAUGAUGUGGAAACAUUGCAAAUAUGCUCGACUGUGGAUUCUGUGGAGGGAGUUCCUGGACGUCCUCCAAAGCUCUCGAAGACAACCCAUCAUCUUUUGAUCACAAAGAAAACUGAUGUAAAUUUGUCCAAGGGAGACCAAUUGAUUACAAAGUCAGCUGCCUCUGCUGAAUUCAAACGAAGUUCGUUCCAUGAAAUGAUUGCCGUGCCUCCUGUUUUCUACAGCCAAGGUAAGGACAAAGCAAAGUUUCAACAUCUGGGAAACUCAACUGAUAGUGAAGAGAAGCAAGAUGGGAAUGCCAUCACGACGGGUUUUUUGCGUAUACAGAAUGAGUCAUCAGCUGAAACAGAUAACAUAUCUCUUGGUGUUAAUCAAUCCAGACCCUCUCUUCCAGGCAUGUGCUUUUAACUGAUCCCUAAAUCCAUAAUUCUGUUAAAGCAUAGCCUGAACUAAAUAUGAACGAAGGUUUAAUUUCUUCACCAUCACAUAAGGUUGGAUUGGUGGGCCAAAAUGCAGAAAAUUCUCUGGCAGCAGUGGCUUCAACGAGCAAAGAAGUGAGAAUCAGAAAUGUGGCAACUGCAUCACCCAAUAUUCAGGAAGAGCUUCUUUCCAACUUAGCCGUAGCCACUUCUGUUGACGACAGGGGAUUGAGCACAUUGAGAACUGAGAGUUUUGAUGUGGAACACGUCCUUUCCCAUGUUGAGCAGCCCGAGAGUUCAAAUUUCAGUCCUCAUCAGGGCAGUGCUCUCGGCCCAGAGCCAAGCAGCAAAUGGGUUAAGCGUCUCAGGCUAAGCACAAUGGAACCCCUUGCCCUUGGUACGAAGAGUUCUAAAACUGGUGUUGCAUCACCCUGCAAGAAAGUAAAUACGCCAUUUAGCAGAAUAACAAAUGACAGCAAAAUGAGCUCGGAACCUCUAUUGGUUAAACCACUUGGGGCAGUACCACAGCAGUUGGACAAUACCAUGAUGUUAUUGAAAAACAGAGAGUUUUCUUCAAUGGAUUUAGUGAAGGGCCAUCCAGAUCUAAGUGCAUCAUAUUCUUGGAUUCAGAGAUGGUGUCACCGUCAAGAGGUUACUGAACAGGAGAGAGCAGCACCACAGGUGGUGGUGUGCAAGCCAGAAAAUCCAAAGGCAACUCUUGAAGAGGUUCAAAGGAAGCAGUUCCCAAGCAUUGCAGCCAUGGCAUUGAUGGGAAAGGCAGUAAGCAAUUUCCGACCAUGUGAAUUCAGGAAAAGGGGUUCCCUUGUGGUUUGGAAUACUGAGGGGUUUUGAGGACUUUUAAGGCUGGUUAGUGAGGGAUGCAUGUUUGACUGCAGCAGCCGCGGAAUUAAUGGGAAAAUCCUAUGUACCAGAAAAGAAGAGAUGCUCUUGCAGGAUAAGGGAUUCUGAAUUUGGUGAUGGGAGUGUAAAAUCUCAGAUCAUGGAUCAUUUGUUGAUUUCCAGCAAUUGGAGUCUUAUGGAAUGGAUCAGUUGUACCUCUGUUAUGUGGGAUAGAACUGAUGGGGAUGUGAUCGAGAAAUAGCUGAAGUGCAGUGGUUGAAUCGAUUUCAUGGUGACUUCCAUCUUCUUCUGUGCCAGAGAUGAUGAUGCUGCCCCUCUUCUCUGCCAAUCCGCCUUCAGACUCCUUCAUUACAUUAUCCACUUGCUUGAGAUCCAUGACACACAGAGAGAGAGAGAGAGAGAGAGAGAGAGAGGAGGAGCUUGAAUCACACACACCUGCUCGCCCUUUUCUUUCUUGCCUGACACUUGCGACUGUUUUGAAGUGUUGGUCUUAGUUCUUUAUUUGUUUUGAAAAGCGUCGCAUGGUGAGCUUAUAACGAUGGACAGAGCAUUUUGGUGGCUGCCACACCCACAUGUCUGCUUAUAUGAAUUAUUUUGUUAGCGCUGGCAAUGGCGGCUCUACUAGGUUGUUCAGGCCCGGAUUUUGAAUGAAUCGAAGCUGGGCCCGUCGGGCGGGCCAAUUCAAAUCAUGGUUCACAGACUAAAAACUCGGCUUGACCUGAUUGCUAGCCGAGUCGGGUCAACUCAAAGACUCAAUCGAGUCUUUAAUCGACUAAACCUGGUUUUCCUUCCUUUUUAUAGUCAAGACGUGCGGUCUCACCAUUUUGGUUCAAGGCCCCCUAUAUAAUUUUAAUUUUGAAACAAAAAGCGGUUGAUCAGCCUUGUAAAUGGUCCGUUAAUAUCAUUAUUAGUUUCUUUUAAAUCCUUCAUUUUAAUCUUUUCACCUUCUACUCAAUUCUACUAAUGGAUGGCCCCACAAAUCUCCAUUAUUUAAAUUGCCCUCUAAAAGAUUU
Magnolia sinica is the source of this 3851-nucleotide messenger RNA. RefSeq lists its product as uncharacterized. Gene Ontology annotation, biological process: regulation of photomorphogenesis. Lineage: Eukaryota; Viridiplantae; Streptophyta; Magnoliopsida; Magnoliales; Magnoliaceae. The record is from RefSeq and is a predicted model, not a curated record. Bases 332 to 1966 code for a protein of 544 amino acids. The transcript has 6 exons.